This is a messenger RNA of Plasmodium cynomolgi strain B, 714 nucleotides long. RefSeq lists its product as hypothetical. The record is from RefSeq and is a predicted model, not a curated record. NCBI's taxonomy places the organism in Eukaryota, Apicomplexa, Aconoidasida, Haemosporida, Plasmodiidae. The transcript is spliced from 4 exons. The coding region runs from base 155 to 478 and encodes 107 amino acids.
GUAUGUAACGUGCAUAUCCAUUUGUACAGCUUAGCUUUCAAUACUCACGUGAUAAAUGGCGUAGAAGAAGAAACACGCUGCCUCUCUGCAAAGGAACAAACAGCUGCGCCGUGUUCACAGCUAUUCGGGGGUAAAUGUACAAGGCAGGAACACCAUGGUGAGCCUUUUCCAAAUUCACAAAAGGUUCAUGUAUUGGCCUCCAAAAAAUAAAAUAAAAACUAUAAAGUUCCCCUCAGGGAAGAAGAGCUUCAUUUUUAUCGGCAAAAGGGAUGAAGAUGGGAAGGACGAGCCGCUUCUGUGCUUUGUCGACAACCAAAACCAUAAGCUGACUUGGAUGAACGAAGAGGAGGUCCUGAAUUUGGAAAAGCUGAUGCCGCGACUAGACAGUUACUUCUCCCUCUACUUGGAAAAAGCCAAAAAGGUCAAAGAGCAGAAUGCAAUUCUUAAUGAAGAAAUGAACAGAUCCUUACAUGAUUAAAAAAAAAAAAAAAAAAAUUACAAAAUGAAAGUGUGAAAAUAGGGGAACACACCUUCGAAGCUUUUAGCAUUUACCACACACCCCACCAACGUUGCCUUUUUUUCGUUUCAUUCCGAAUGGGGGUUUCCCAUCAAAUGUACGUCCAAAUGUAAGUCAAAUUGGAGGGACGGCUCAAACUGCCCACCAUAAGUAUGCCUGAAAAUAUAUUUAAAUUAGCACCUGUUUUGUUUAAUGUA